Molecule: messenger RNA, 837 nt
Organism: Macrobrachium nipponense
Lineage: Eukaryota; Metazoa; Arthropoda; Malacostraca; Decapoda; Palaemonidae
Exons: 1
Coding region: 1-837 (278 amino acids)
Source: RefSeq, a predicted model, not a curated record
AUGCCCAGCCUGGCCCAGCCCACCACCUCGUCGUCCUGUCCCCUUGCCAGCAGCACACAGCCCUCCACCCAGCUGUCCCAUCCCCACACCCCAGCAGCACCCAGCCCGCCACCCUGCCAUCCCGUACCUGCGCCCCAGCGGUGCCCAGUCAGCUCAGCCCGCACCCGCCUUCCCAUCCCCACACUCAUGCGGUGCCCAGCCCGCCACCCCGCUGUCCCGUCCCCACGCCACAGGCGGCGCCUAGCCCAGCCCAGCCCAGCUCACACCCACCAUCCCGUCCCCACGCCCCGACGGUGCCAAGCUCAGCCCACCGCCACCAGCCGACCCGUCCCCCAUGACCCCGUGAUGCCCAGCCCAGCCCAGCUUCCCACACCGCUGUCCCGUCCUUUGCCCACGGCGGGGCACCCAGCCCAGCGCUGCCCACCACCCAACCUUCCGCCCCUGCGCCAUGGUGGCAACCUGCCCAGCAAGCCCCACCAUCCCGCCCCCGCUGAGCCCAGCCCAGUCAUGCUGCCACACCGCUGUCCCGUCCCUGCUCUGGCGAUUGCCCAGCCCACGUCCCCCGCUCCGAACCCAAGGGCACCCAGGUACGGUCCAGCACACCACCCCGCCAUCCUGUCCCACACCCCCGGCGAUACCCAGCCCAGCCCGCCACCCUGCCGUCUGUCCCUGCAACCCCAGCCCACCCAGCCCAGGACCCGCCACCCCCUCGCCAUCCCGUCCCCGUGCCUGCGCCCAGCCACCCAGCCCCGCCACUACCGUCCCGUCCCCACACCCUGGCAGCGCCAGCCUGCCACCCAUGCCCGAUUGUACCCGUGCCCCAGUGCCCAGCCCUAG